AUGGACUCAACCAUGAUGCCAAAAGCCUUUGCUGAUCGCCAUUCAUGUGCAAGUCUCUCUCUUUCUGAGCUCGAGGCCUUAAAAACCUCUCCAGGCUACAUUUCUUCAGUCAAAGACUUGCCAGUAAAACCAGACACAACUCACUCCUCUCAGUUUCUUGGCCUCAGUUCCAAAUCUGGAGCUUGGCCGGUUGCAGAUUAUGGCAAGGAUGUCAUAAUUGGAGUGGUGGACACUGGUGUUUGGCCAGAAAGUGAGAGCUUUAGUGACGAUGGAAUGUCAGAAAUCCCACCAAGAUGGAAAGGUGAAUGCGAGAGCGGCACCCAAUUCAACUCCUCUUUGUGCAACAAAAAGUUGAUUGGGGCAAGAUGGGCAUGGGACCCACACCUCAUCCACAGCAGCUGGAAAUUAUGUGCCCGGGGCAUCUUAUUUGGUUAUGCACCGGGCACAGCUAGUGGCAUGGCUCCGAAGGCUCACGUGGCCAUGUACAAGGCUCUUUGGGAAGAGGGUGCUUUGUCUUCUGAUAUAAUUGCUGCCAUUGAGCAAGCGAUUAUAGACGGUGUGGAUGUUUUGUCCUUGUCAUUUGGGCUUGAUGGGGUUGCUUUGUAUGAGGACCCUGUUGCCAUAGCCACAUUUUCAGCCUUGGAGAAAGGUGUCUUUGUGUCCACAUCUGCAGGAAAUGAGGGCCCUUUCUUUGGCACCUUGCACAACGGCAUCCCAUGGGUUCUCACCGUUGCCGCCGGCACAAUCGACCGUGAUUUUGAAGGAACUGCGCAUUUUGGCAACGGAGGCUCCGUCACGGGGUCUACUCUUUUUCCGGGGAAUUCAUCUUCAACCCAAUUCCCAAUUGUUUUCCUUGAUGCAUGCAACUGUUGCCGGAGGCCUUUUAUCACCAACAACACUGACUUGGAGCUGUUCCUCCAAAGCUCAUUUCCCACAAUCUUUCUCAGUCCAAAGGAAGGCGAAGCGAUCAAAGAUUACAUCAACAGCAACUCUCAGCCAACAGCAAGUUUGGAAUUUCAAAAGACACUUCUUGGUGCCAAACCAGCACCAGUUACAACAAGCUACACCUCUAGAGGGCCAUCCCCCAGCUUCCCGUUUACCCUGAAGCCAGACAUUCUGGCUCCAGGGUCAUUAAUCCUAGCUGCAUGGCCUCAAAAUAACACGAUAGCCGUGGUGAACAAAGAAAACUUGUUUGGUAAUUUUAAUCUGUUGUCAGGGACAUCCAUGGCGUGCCCUCAUGCAGCCGGUCUAGCCGCUCUUCUAAAAGCUGCAUAUCCAAAAUGGAGCCCUGCUGCUAUUAGAUCGGCCAUGAUGACGACAUCAGACACAUUGGAUAACACUCUCAGCCCCAUUAAAGACAUUGGUGAUGGUUACCAGCCAGCCAGUCCUCUAGCCAUGGGAGCAGGUCAUGUCAAUCCCAACAAAGCCCUCAACCCGGGGCUCAUAUACGACGCGGACAUAGAAGAUUACAUAAAUCUCCUUUGUGCACUGAACUACACCAACAAGCAAAUCCAAACCAUCACCAAAUCAGCCUCGAACAAUUGCUCAAGUCCUUCCUUGGAUCUUAACUAUCCUUCUUUCAUUGCAUUCUUCAACGCAAACGAUUCGAAGCCGGAUGUACAAACCACUCAAGAAUUCCGGAGGACAGUGACCUACAUAGGAAAGGGACAGUCGACCUACGUUGCAAGCGUUACACCCUUAAAAGGGUUUGAGGUUGCAGUGGUUCCAAACACAUUGAAGUUCAAGGAGGAGGGUGAGAAGCUGAGCUUUGUGCUGAGUAUAAAAGGUCCAAGACGAACGAAGGAGACUGUGGCGUUUGGCUAUCUAACUUGGGCGGAGAGUGGAGGUGAGCAUGUGGUGAGAAGCCCCGUCGUGGCCACAAACCUCAGCUCAGAGACGGUGUCGCGGCAGAGCUAA
Prunus armeniaca (apricot) is the source of this 1917-nucleotide messenger RNA. The record is from the annotation of a GenBank genome assembly. Lineage: Eukaryota; Viridiplantae; Streptophyta; Magnoliopsida; Rosales; Rosaceae.